CGCAUCGCAUCAUCCCAAGUUCCCAACCCAAUGAAGGUCCUCCAUCUUUCAUUCACCGUCGUCCCCAAACCCAAACCCUUCCUCCGAAACGGUGUGUCGUCAUGAUCCGCGGGUUCGCCGGCGCUUCAGGACCGGCGAUGAUGAUAACGGCGAGUUGCAAGAAUAACAAGGCGGUGAUUCUGGACCCUGAUGAGAGGAAUUUAUUGUCUCAGGUUCAUUCGCUCCUCAAUGUUUAUCAGAUAGGUUUAAGGAGGCUGUGGGGAUUUUGAGGGAUAUGGCUAAGAGGGGUUUGUCCCCUGAUGUUGAUACUUAUUACCCUCUUAUAUGCGGGUUUUGCCAAACCGGGAAGCUGGGUAAGGCGUUUGAAAUGAAGGCCAAGAUGGUUCACAAGGGCAUCUUGCCUGAUGCUGACACAUACGGGAUUCUUAUACUGACCCUGUGCCGGAAGGGAAGACUGUCCAAAGCAUUUGAUCUCUUCCUAGAGAUGCUGCGCGAGGGUGUGUCGCCGCAUAAGUACAUUUAUACUAGGUUGAUGAAUUAUUAUUGUUUUAAAGGUGAAUUCAGUAAAGCCUUAGAUUUACCUGAUGAGAUGAUAAACAAGGGUUUUUUGCCUGAUGGGAUUUCACCCUCUCUUGUUAUAUACAACGCGCGUAUUCAUGGGUGUUGUGUUUUGGGGAGGGUUGAGGAGGCUUUGGGGAUUUUGAGGGGCAUGGCUGAUAUGGGUUUAUCCCCUGAUGUUGUUAGUUAUACCAAUGUUAUAAAAGGGUUUUGCAAAAUCGGGGAGCCGGUGAAGGCGUUUGAAUUGAAGCUGGAGAUGGAUGAAAAGGGAAUCCCACUGUAUGAAGACAUUUACCAAUCACUUCUGGAUGACCUGUCGGAUGAGGUUACUUAUUCUACUUUGAUCAAUGAUUUUCAUGCUCAAGGUAACUUGAUGGACGCUUAUUGUUUGGAAAGUGAAAUGAGUGAGUAUUCUUAUUUAACAGACGAUGUUAUCUCAAGUGUGCGCAUUAAUGGACUUAAUAAGAAAGCUACGACAAUAGAAGCUAAGAGGUCGCUUGUGAGGUGGUUUUAUCAAGACUGUUUGAGUAUUCCAGCUUAUAGGACAUAUGAUACUCUGAUAGAGAACUGCAGUAAUAAUGAAUUUAAAACUGUGGUAGGGCUUGUCAAAGAUUUCAGCAUGAGGGGUUUAGCACAUAAAGCAGCCAAAGCUCAUGACAAAAUGCUUCAUGGGAAUUAUAAGCCAGAAGGAGCAAUUUAUAAUUUAUUAAUAUUUGAUCAUUGUAGGCAUGGUAAUGUUCACAAGGCGUAUGAUAUGUACAAGGAGACGGUGCAUUCAGGGGUGGAAAUAGGCCGAGCCGAGCCAAGCUUUACGUGGCCUAGGCCUGGCCUGCAUUUUUUUUUCGUGGCCCAAGCCUGGCCUGUGGCCUAUCAAUAGGCCAAAUUUUAUGGCUUGGCCUGGCCUUUUCUAGGGCUUGGCCUGACCUACAAGCCUUCUUAAAAGCCUAUUUAACAGACAAUUUUGUCAAAAGAAGAUCAUUAGGCUUGCGGGCUAAUAAGCCUUUUAUAUAUCAUUGCACUUUCUUUUUCAAAUAAAAAAACAUGUAUCAUUGCAUUUCAAAAACUAAACCUAUAUCAUUGGAGGAGAGGUGGACUUGGCAACGGUAGAUCGGUAGUGGCGGCUUGCUGCAGCCUGCGUCCUGUGUGGCUGAGGAUGUGCUAUGCUGAAUAUGUUUGAAACAUUUCUAAUCUAGGUUAGGGUAGGGACUUAGGGUUUUCUUUUAUACUAAAGUAUACAUCAGUUUAAAAAAAAUUAAAUUAUAUUUAUUUAUAUUAUUAAUAAAAAUAAUAUAUAAGUAGGCCGGCCUAUCAGGCUAAAUAGGCAUUUUUAAAUUGUUUAGGCCUGACCUUUUUAGUUAAAUAGGCCUUUUAAAAAGCCUAAGCCUGGCCUUUUUAAUAAACGAGCCAGGCCGGGCCGAGCCUCAGACGAGCCGAGCCAUAGGCCCCUGACGAGCCGGCUGGCCUAUUUCCACCCCUAGGUGCAUUAUGGUUUUGUUUCUCAUAUGUUCUCUGUACUUACUCUUAUUAAGGCUCUAUAUUAUGAUGGAAGGUACAAGGAGAUGAGUUGUGUUAUUCAAAAUGCAUUGAGGAGCUGUAGUCUCAAUGAUUCUAAGCUACUUAAAGUAAUUACUGAAAUUGACAUCCGGAAAGAUAAAAUGGGUGCAUUGAUGGCCUGUUACUUGAUGGUGGAAAGUGUUCACAUGCUUCAGCAAGUACCUAAUAUCUUUGGUUUUGCUUGUUGAAGUCUGUUACCAUAAACCUUGAGCUGACUCUUCCAGCUUGCAUCUAGCAUGCUCUGGCUUGGAGACUCUGGUCCACUGUCAAGUUGUCCCUUAUUGAAUGUUGUGAUGGAGGAAAUCACCUCUCAUGUAGUUAAAUACUGUCCUCACUUUAGCUUUAACUACAUGAGAUUGAGGGUGAUUUACCCGUCACAACAUUAAUCAUGGACAGCGGGAUUAAGUUGCUCCUUGGGUGAUAGCCAUAUUUCCAGCUAGGGUUUUUAUUGUGUUUUGGAAUUAUGUAUGUGUUGUUAGAUAUAACUAUUGUGGGAUUCUCUUCUGUGGAGAAUUUGAGUAAUGAUCCAUUGUCAUUUAGUUCUUUCAUGUAUGUUGGUAUACUUUUGUGUACUCCUAUCAUUUGUGGACUAUAUCAGUCUUUUUCAGUUACAUUCUGCAAAUGAUGUCGCCAAUUCCAUUAUUCUGUCGUUUGUGUUUGUGUCAUUGGUAAGUCUUCCCCAUCUGUUAACAAGUAGAGAUCAUUUUAUGAGUAAUUUUCAGUGAAAUUAUAAUUAGAAUAAAUUUCUUUCCCAGUCAAAGAAUUACAGAUGGACUUAUCUAACGUUGUUAGGAUGACCACCUGGAGUAAGACUAGAGUAUCGCUUUAUUUAAGAUCCCAGUUUUGAGAGUACCUGAGCUAAGGAUCUUAGCAAAAGUUAAGAUAUCAUGUCAUGUAGGAUAACUCCAAUGGUGAGAUCUAACAAGAUCCGAAUCUUAUUUUAAAAUUCUCAAAUAAGGACUUCAUUGAAAAUGCUCUAAUAUCUUUGGCUUUGCUUGUUGAACUCUGUUACCAUAAACCUUGAGCUGACUCUUCGAGCUUGCAUCGAGCAUGAUUUGGCUUGGAGACUGGCAAUAUGGGAAGUUCUCCCUUGCUAGGAAAGCAGUGUAUCAUCAUUUAUGUGGAACUCUACAGCUAUCAAAGACCUUCUA
Molecule: messenger RNA, 3263 nt
Organism: Lotus japonicus
Lineage: Eukaryota; Viridiplantae; Streptophyta; Magnoliopsida; Fabales; Fabaceae
Product: pentatricopeptide repeat-containing protein At5g39710-like
Exons: 2
Coding region: 275-1435 (386 amino acids)
Molecular function (GO): protein binding
Source: RefSeq, a predicted model, not a curated record